UCAAAGUUAACAUUGGCCAUGUGUAAAUGUUUCCGCAUCUACUUCAUGGCUGUUUCAUUCAGUACAAAAUUGGAUCGCUUUACUGAAAUACAUGUUUCUUCUGCGUAAGAACUCGGUCGUCAGGUUGAGUUAAGAUUUUAGGAAGUUGCAUUCUUCGUUAAUUGAUAACUUAAAGUUGAUUUUAUCCUAUGUUUUUGUUCUCAUGAUUAGCUUCCAUUUUAACUUGAUAUGCCAGUUUGCAUCCUUUAGCUUAAAGAUACUUUAAGCGAGAUAUGUUAACAUCUGGACGACUGUUAGGUGCCUUGAUUAAACCCAAACUGACGCUAGAAAGAAACGGUUUUCUAACAUCCUUUUGCACGAUGGCUGAUGGACCUAGAGAUGAACCGACAGCCAAGCUGCUGAAAAGACCCAUUGAAGAAAAUGAAGAGUGUGGUGACAAGGUGCAAGCUGCAAAAAAAUUAAAAGCAGAAGGAUAUCACACUGACGAUGAUAAGAAGUACCCCAAAAAGAAAGUGGUCCUCCUCAUGGCUUAUUCUGGAAAGGGAUACUAUGGCAUGCAGAGAAAUCCUGGAACCUCUCAGUUCAGGACCAUUGAAGAUGAUUUGGUCACUGCACUGAUCAAAUCAGGCUGCAUUCCUGAAAACCACGGGGAAGAAAUGAGGAAGAUGUCUUUCCAAAGAUGUGCUCGGACGGAUAAGGGUGUUUCUGCUGCUGGCCAAGUGGUGUCCCUAAAGCUGCGUCUGAUUGAAGACAUCACCCAAAAAAUCAAUGAACAUCUGCCUCCACAGAUCAGAAUACUAGGUCUGAAACGUGUGACACAGGGUUUCAAUUCCAAAAACAACUGUGAUGCUCGAACAUAUUCCUAUAUGCUUCCAACAGUGGCUUUUGCCCCCAAAGACUAUGACACGGGGAAUUUGACAGGCUUUCGCCUUGAGCCAGAGACUCUGAAGAGGGUGAAUCGUCUGUUUGCUCUUUACAAAGGCACCCACAACUUCCACAACUUCACCUCUCAGAAGGCUGCAAAUGACCCCAGUGCUCGCCGCUACAUCACAGAAAUGUCCUGUGGAGAGCCUUUUAUCCGCGCUGAUAGUGAGUUUGCGGUAAUCACGGUGCGAGGCCAGAGCUUUAUGAUGCACCAAAUCCGUAAAAUGAUCGGACUGGUGAUCGCAGUAGUAAAGGGCUACGUGAACGAUGAUGUGAUAGAGCGGAGCUGGGGACAGGAGAAGGUGGAUGUACCCAAAGCUCCAGGUCUUGGGCUUGUUCUUGAAAAGGUUCAUUUUGAGAGGUACAACAAAAAGUUUGGAGGAGACGGGCUACAUGAACGUCUGGAGUGGGACAGUGAGGAGGAGGCAAUCAAGGCCUUCAAGGAGGCUCACAUCCAUCCCACCAUAGUCGAGACAGAAGGUCAGGAGGGCUCAAUGGUCAGCUGGAUGUCCACACUGCCAAUCCACGACUUUGAAGCUUCAGCUACGGAUACACAGGAGAAGAAAGAAAAGGAUAAUGCAGAGAUUACGGGAAAUGAUUCAGAUUAAGUCACCCCGCCUGCUUAAAGUAUAGACCUUUUCAACAAAACAUUCUUUCUCUUUUUGAGAACCAGCUUUCAUUUCAAAUUUGACUUUAUCCUCUAAGAUUUACUUUUUUGUGGAGUUUAAUUCUGAUUUUCUUAUACGCAGUUAUGUAUAGCAUUAAUAAAAACCUCUCUGUUCCCUUUAAUACAUGGAUUUGUUUGUCAUGUUUACUUCACCUUGUAACAAAUGCAGGUCUGCUCUGUGUCCUCAGUUUCUUUAGUGCCAAAACUAAAGCUGUCUGUGUUGUAAGCCCAUCCUGUCAGGAUUUUUUUGCAUACUUUCAUUCAAAACUAAUAUACCAUUAAAAUAUUUGCUCUCUGUUUUA
Molecule: messenger RNA, 1893 nt
Organism: Cheilinus undulatus (humphead wrasse)
Lineage: Eukaryota; Metazoa; Chordata; Actinopteri; Labriformes; Labridae
Gene: pus1
Product: pseudouridine synthase 1
Exons: 6
Coding region: 273-1532 (419 amino acids)
Biological process (GO): mRNA pseudouridine synthesis; tRNA pseudouridine synthesis
Cellular component (GO): nucleus
Molecular function (GO): pseudouridine synthase activity; RNA binding
Source: RefSeq, a predicted model, not a curated record